UAGUUGUCACGGAAUGUAAUUUUCUUGAAACUUCCGUUUAGUUUAAAUUUUAUUUUUAUUCUUUUAAUUAUUAUAAUACAUAACAGUUAAUCAUGUCUUGGAGAUGUAUGUUAAGAACUUCCUGGUGGAUUGGUUUCCUCAUGUGCUGCGCUAUCCAACUUCAACUAGCCUAUUCCGCACUCGACGAUUCCGAACUGGUGAUCGUCGUUCUGAGCCAACCGAACGACUAUCAUCGCAAACUUGCCGAAGAUUCUACGCGUCUACUUAUAAAAGAAGCGGAAGCCUUAUCGGGAAUGAAUACGAAACCAAUUAUCCACCUAUCUCAUUUAGAUUUUCCUCACGUUGGAGAUUGGACAAUUAUCCCUUUAAUUCCUAUAUUAACGGAUUUGUAUGGAUCUAAAAACCAUUGGAUAAUAUUUGCUGAAGACCGAACCCGCAUAAAAUUGAGCAAAUUAAUACAAGUACUUAAUGAUUACAAUAAAACGGAAGAGUAUGUCGGCUACUCUAUAUAUGAUCACGAACCGACCAUAAUCCACCACUAUUUCUUCAACGACGACAAUCUCGAAAAUUUCAAGUAUCCCAAUAUUGCGGCGGGAUUCGCCAUCACCACGAAGUUAUUACUACGUUUAAACGAGAGGCUGCGGAAUUCCAAAGGCAAAGCUGAUUUUAGUAUAGAUCCCUCUCAUGAGUUGGCCCUCUUCAUUUGGGAUGAGGGAAGAGGCGUUGCAAUGCGUCACGACCAGCGAUUUUGCAUUGAAAAUUCAGAAAAUUGCGCCACUUAUCCUAUACCUUUCACGACAUGCGAUGACCCUGUUCCCAACAAAAGUAUCUACUUCGCAGUGAAGACGUGUUUGAAAUUUCACGGCGACCGCGUCCCCGCGAUCAAGAACACUUGGGGCAAGCACGCGACCCUCGUACGGUUCUUCAGCGACGCCGAAGAUAAAACGAUACCCACAAUUGAUCAGCGUACCUCAAACCCAAAAGAUCUUUGCCUAAAAACUACGGAUAUAAUACGAAGAGCCGCUGAGGAAAUGAGAGAGUUGCAAGAUGUGCGAUGGUUGGUUAUAGUUGAUGAUGAUACUAUACUCAGUGUAAAUCGUCUCCGAGAACUUUUGAGCUGCUACAAUCACCAAUCCGUCAUAGCUCUCGGUGAAAGAUACGGUUUAAACGUAGCAUUUUCAUCUCAAGGCUACAACUACAUUACGAUGGGUGGAGGUUUGGUGCUUAGCAAAAAAUUAGUUGAACUACUUUUAGAACCAGGAGCUUGUACUUGUCCGGAACAACCACAACCCGACGAUAUGUAUUUGGGGAUAUGUUUAGCACUACUUGGAAUUGAUAUAACUCAUUCAUCAUUAUUCCACCAGGCAAGACCAAUUGAUUACUCUCCAGAUCUACUUAAAUCUCAACCAGGAAUUGUUUCGUUUCAUAGAUAUAUGACUGAUGUAAACCAGAUUUAUAACGAAUGGUUUAAAAAUAUCGAUGAAAGUAAUCAGUUUGAAACGAUUAAACAUUUAGAGUUAUAACGUUAUUUAACGUUUUUAUUUUUAUACAUAAUUUUAUCUUUA
Messenger RNA from Onthophagus taurus, 1565 nucleotides. Its product is annotated as beta-1,3-glucosyltransferase. The record is from RefSeq and is a predicted model, not a curated record. Gene Ontology annotation, molecular function: glycosyltransferase activity. Lineage: Eukaryota; Metazoa; Arthropoda; Insecta; Coleoptera; Scarabaeidae. Gene Ontology annotation, cellular component: membrane.